AGCUCCCUGACAGGGAGUCAGAGGGACCCACAGCCCACCCUGCUGUACACGCCCAGCAGAUGAUAAAGUUUUGACAUUUAUCUAAAUGUAAUUUCACGUUUUCAAAUAUCCGUUUGAACAAAGAAAAAAAAAAAAGUGGCAUUUCAUCGGGAUUUUCUUGGAGCUUCAAUUGCUGCAUUCAAGGAGCUUGCACAGCUCUUCCUGUCUCAGUGACCAUGGGGAUCAAAGCUGCUCUUCCCAGGUAUGAGGUCUACUUCUACAACACCGUGCUGGGUCUGGCCAUGUUCUGGGCUGCUAGCUGGAUCUUUGAGGUGUCCAGUUCCAGCGCCAACAGAAAGACGUUUAAAACCAGCGUGAAGCCAGGAUGGUACUACUUUGGGAGGAAGAUGGAUACGGCUGAUUCAGAGUGGAUGAUGUGGUUCUCCACCUACAGAGAUCACAUCCUGUUUGCUCUCUCGGGUCACGUGCUCUUCGCUAAGAUCUGCUCAAUGCUGGCUCCGCAGUACAGGUCGUUGGUGUACAUGGUGUACGGGCUGCUGGCUGUGUGGACCAGUAUGGGCUGGACCUACGUUACCCUCAUGCUGUCUCACUGUAUCCUGCUCUACAGCAUCUCCUUAGUGAAAAUACGCUGGCUUUGCUUCGUAACAGGUCUUUGCACACUCGCUACGUUCAAGUGUGAACCCUUCGUGUCCUGGCAGGCGGGUUUUGUGGAUGGGGACUUCGAGCUGCGUCAUGUUCUCUACUAUGGAGGGUGUGGCUUCACCAUAAUGCGCUGUAUGAGCUUUGCUCUGGAGAACUGCGAGAGGAAAGAUGGAAACUACAACAUCCUGGAGCUGCUCAAGUACAACUUCUACCUCCCCUUCUUCUAUUUUGGACCCAUCAUGACCUUCGACAAGUUUUAUGUUCAAGCCAACAAGUCUGACCUGACCAGGAAAGAGCGGGAGAUGUGGAACAUCAAUCUUCAGUGCUUGAUUUAUCUGGGAGUCAUCCUUGUAGUGGACGUCCUCUUCCACUUCAUGUACAUCCUCACCAUCCCCUCUGACAUGAAGCUUCUGAAGCACGUCUCCGACUGGGCUCUGGUGGGCCUGGCUUACUUUAACCUGGUGUAUGACUGGGUGAAAGCAGCCGUCAUGUUUGGAGUCAUUAACACCAUAUCCAGAUUGGAUCAUCUGGACCCUCCAAAGCCACCAAAAUGCAUCACUCUGCUCUACGUGUUUGCCGAGACUCAUUUUGACAGAGGGAUCAACGAGUGGUUGUGCAAGUAUGUGUACGAUUACCUGGGUGGAAAACAUGAGAAUGUGGUGGAGGAGCUGAUUGCGACACUGUGCACCUUCGGAGUCACCAUCGUGUGGCUGGGACCCUGCAAGGUGGUGCUCAUCUGGGCUUUCUUCAACUGUUUCGGCCUCAACUUUGAGCUGUGGGCUGCCAAGGUCUUCUCCAUGGAGCCCUUUGCUUCUUUUGAGAUGGCGAUGUCGGAAGCAAUGUCCAGACGUAUCAGAGCCAUUUUUAAUACCUUCAACUUCUGGUGCAUUGUUCUCUACAACAUCCUGGCAUUGAACAAUUUGGACUUUGCCAAGUUGGUCGCCAAACGUCUGCUUCUCAAAGGCUUUCCUUUUACCACCAUCAUCGCCAUGUUUGUGACCUACUGCCUGAUUCAAGUGAUCAAGGAGAGAGAGAGGAGACAGGCCCUUAUCGAUGACCCUGAUCCUCUUCCUCCAACGGCCGCCACGAGCGCUGCAGCUACGACUGCAACCCCCUCUGCCGCUCAGCCAGCAGCAGAUCCCAGCAAGGAAAAGGCCGAGUAGAGACUUAACGUUCACUUCUCCAUGCUUAUAAUGAAGGACGUUAACGGCCAGCAGCGUUAUCUCCAGUCCAGAUUUUAUAACAUGAAAUAUGAAACGCUGAAGUAUAAAAACAGCAUAAACUGUAAAUACCUUUAACAUCAUUUUACUGCGUUUAUACCUAAAGUGGAGAAAUCGAACUAAAUCCCACUUUUGCUUAACAAUAACAGUAUAUUUAUGUAUAUUACAACUGUAUUCUGUUCAGCAGUCACUGGAAAUGAGUUAAAGUAUCAUUUACUCUGUCAAACCUUUUAGAGAAGAAAAACUAACUACAGGUUUUGGAAAACAUUUCAAUAAAGCAAAAAUUAAACGGAAAA
Messenger RNA from Labrus bergylta (ballan wrasse), 2158 nucleotides. It is a transcript of the gene hhatlb, whose product is annotated as hedgehog acyltransferase like, b. Gene Ontology annotation, biological process: negative regulation of N-terminal protein palmitoylation. Gene Ontology annotation, molecular function: acyltransferase activity. NCBI's taxonomy places the organism in Eukaryota, Metazoa, Chordata, Actinopteri, Labriformes, Labridae. The record is from RefSeq and is a predicted model, not a curated record. Gene Ontology annotation, cellular component: endoplasmic reticulum.